AUGUAUUCAUCCAGCACAUCGGACACUCCAGAGAAGUGGGGAGUAAUCUAUCAUAAUACCCUACCCGAACUUUUGCUAUCUUCUCCUGGAGAAAACAGUAUGGAAGAUUCCGAGAAAGGAAAGAGCGAAGACAAGCAUGACAACAACGACGACGGCGACGCGCCCGGCCCCACAGAGAUCACGAAGGUCAUGGAUGACGAGGAUAUAUAUGAUAACUUUGACGAGAGGGCGGUCGAAGCUGCCAUGGCGUACGCCAAUACCCGGUCCAACACAAUGUCGGCCAGACGGAUUGCAGAAAGAGUCCAUCUGACAGACUGGACCAAAGCCGCGGAAGUGUGGGGGAUACGGCUAGGAGAUCUCCGCGACCCGCCCGGUGGGAGGCAGAUAGUCGAGGUCCCAGAGGCAGCCAGACUUAGUCCCAAGUAUGGCUUGUUCCCGCACCAGGUCCCGGGAACCACGCAGCUGCUAGAGAGGGCCCUCGGACCUCUUGGCGGCUGCCUCCUAGCCGAUGAAAUGGGGCUAGGAAAGACUAAUGUUGUCCUAGGCGCGUUCUACCUUAACUACGUUGCCGUAUUACGAAGUUACGCGCCUAGCGUGUACCGGAAAGUGUUUCCUGAGGGAACCUUUCCGGGCAUGUCAGAAGACGGUAAAGCAUGGCUUGAGACACGACAUGUCAAGAAACAAACUCCUAUCACCCGAUUCAUCAAGGCGAUCAAAUGA
Bipolaris victoriae FI3 is the source of this 720-nucleotide messenger RNA. RefSeq lists its product as hypothetical. Bases 1 to 720 code for a protein of 239 amino acids. Lineage: Eukaryota; Fungi; Ascomycota; Dothideomycetes; Pleosporales; Pleosporaceae. The transcript has 3 exons. The record is from RefSeq and is a predicted model, not a curated record.